GUUGAUUAGCUGAAUCAGGUGUGUUGGUGCAGUAACUAAAAUGUGAAUCCCUUUGGGAUCCCAGGACCAGGAUUGGGAACCAGUGAUGUAACUCUAUGUGUUGUACUAAUGACCAACAGGUAAUGAUGAUACAGUAUAUAAGUCUGUUGUCUCUGCCCAGGUACUCACACUAGACCUGGGCUGUCAGGUCCACCAUAUCACCUGAGGAGGUGGGUUCAACUUUACAUUUACAUGAUAAACAGUGGCUUUAGUAGUUGAUGGAGAUGUUGACAUUCUGGUAUUUAGUUUGAUGUCUGAAGUGAGUGGUUUAAUUAACUAUUUUUUAGCAACUGGUAUCAAAUGCAGUAACAUUGAAUACAUAAAUAAACACAAUUUAAAUAUAAUAUUAAUUAAUUUAUUAUUAUAAAUUAUUUGCAAUUUACAAUUUUGAUGAACUUGGAUAAUUUCCUUUCUACUAACGAUGCUUCAAUUAUGUUUUUGUCAACAGGUGAAGUAAUGUACAGUUUUGAAUAUACCUUUAUUUGUAAUAAUGUACUCAUGGAUAAUGUAUUUCCACAGAUUAUCACCAGCCAGAGGGAGACGUUAACACCUCCAGUCAGGAUGAGUUCCCUGACCUCUGACCCUAACCAGACAGACGUCAACACCAUCAUCCGACCCCCUUACUUCUUCAUCAGUGGUUUCAUAGCCAUCCCCGACAUGAACUACUACUACAUCUUCCUCUGUUUAGUUUACAUCAUCUCCCUGGUGGGCAACACCUUCGUCAUGACUGGCAUCUACGUGGACCGCAGUCUCCACAGCCCCAAGUACAUCGCUGUGUUCAACCUGGCCUUCACAGACGUGUGUGAAAGCACAGCCCUGGUUCCCAAGCUGCUGGAUAUGUUUCUGUUCAGCAGACAGCUCAUCUCCUACGACCAGUGUCUCACGAGCCUCUUCUUCGUCUUCCUCUUCAUCACCAUGCAGUCCUUCAACCUCACCAUCCUGUCCUAUGACAGACUGGUGGCCAUCUGCUACCCGCUCAGGUACCACAUGAUGAUCACUCACAGGUCCAUGCUCCAGCUGACGGGGGCCGCCUGGGCGUUUGCUGUGUUGAUGGUGUUGAUCUCUGUGUGUCUCAUCACCCGGCUCUCUUUCUGUAGGUCUCUGGUGAUCAACAGCUACUUCUGUGACCACGGUCCUCUGUUCCGUCUGGCGGCCCCCUGUUCUAAUGUGGUCCCUAACAUAGCGAUGAGCGAAAUCAACCCCUGUAUAGUUCUCUAUCUCCCAAUGAUCUUCAUCAUAUCAUCAUACAUCUGCAUAACACACGCCCUGUUCACCAUCACACUGCCCCAGGACAGACUCAGAGCCAUUAAGACAUGUACCUCACACCUAAUACUGGUGGCCAUAUUCUACCUGCCAAUUAUUUUCACGUACUCUCUCUACACCAUCAUACCAACCAACGUCCGCAUCAUCAACCUCUCCCUGACCUCGAUACUGCCACCAAUGCUUAAUCCCAUCAUAUACGUUCUGAAGACGGAGGAGUUUAAGGUAUCAGUCAAGAAGAUGCUCAGAAGAGGGGCACAAAGAGCUGUGACGCAGGUCAAACCAACAUGAAGUUCUUGAAUUUUUUCUCUUAAAAAUGAUAUAUUUACAGUGCCUUCUGAAAGUAUUCACACCUAACAGCCAUUUUCAAGUCUUGGCAUAGAUUUUCAAGGCGAUUUAAGUCUAAGCUGUAACUAAGCCACUCAGGAACAUUCACUGUCACCAUGGUAAGCAAUGCCAGUGUAUAUUUGAUCUUAUGUUUUGGGUUAUUGUCUUGCUGAACGGUGAAUUUGUCUUCCAGUGUCUUUUGGAAAGCAGACUGAACCAGCUUUUCCUCUCGGAUUUAGCCGGUGCUUAGUUUCUUUUUAUCCUAAAAAACUCUAGUCCUUGCCGAUGACAAGCAUACCUAUAACAUGUUGCAGCCACCACCAUGCAUGGAAAUAUGUGGUACUUUGUGAUCUGUUGAGUUGGAUUUACCCCAACCAUAACACUUUGUAUUCAGGACAUAAAGUUAACUUCUUAUCCAUUUCUUUUUGCAGUUUUACUUUAGUGCCUUAUUGAAAACAGGACUCCUGUCUUGGAAUAUCUUUAUUCUGCACAGGUUUCCUUCUUUUCAGGCUGUAAUUUAGGUUAGUAUUGUGGAGUAACUACAAUGCUGUUGAUCCAUCC
Messenger RNA from Oncorhynchus mykiss (rainbow trout), 2187 nucleotides. RefSeq names its product olfactory receptor 8G17-like. Gene Ontology annotation, biological process: detection of chemical stimulus involved in sensory perception of smell; G protein-coupled receptor signaling pathway. Lineage: Eukaryota; Metazoa; Chordata; Actinopteri; Salmoniformes; Salmonidae. The record is from RefSeq and is a predicted model, not a curated record. Gene Ontology annotation, cellular component: membrane. Gene Ontology annotation, molecular function: G protein-coupled receptor activity; odorant binding; olfactory receptor activity.